UCGCAGAAGUACUCGAGCCGCGGUGGGCGCGGUGAGGUGGUGUCCUCGCUGGGGGCCGGGCAGGACCUGUCCUGGAGCGGCCGCGGUGGCCACGGAUGUGCUCCGAAGCUCUACGGCUGUCCCGAGGAGCAGCUCACCAAACCCUACAAGUUCAUGUUCCAGAAGCUGCUGGACAUCCGAGAAGCGCUCUCCUGGCGGAUAGAGGAACUCGGAGAUGCACUGAAGUGUCACCACCACCUGGAGAACUUCACCUCGGCUAUUCUCCCAUCACAGGAAGCAGUGACGGUGCUGGGAAUGAUCGGCUGCGAUGGGAAUGGGAAGCUCAACGCCAAGUCGGUGGUGCUGGUGGGAGACCGGGAACAUUCCGGAGGGGCACAGAUUCCCCUCGACCUCUCAGAGCUGCAGGAGUAUUCCCUUUUCCCUGGUCAGGUUGUGGCACUGGAAGGAACCAACAGCACUGGGAAGAGGCUGGUGGUGUCCAAGUUCUAUGAGGGAGUUCCACUGCCCUUCCACAUUCCCACCGAGACAGAGUCAG
Messenger RNA from Acanthisitta chloris (rifleman), 535 nucleotides. RefSeq names its product polymerase (DNA directed), alpha 2, accessory subunit (gene POLA2). The record is from RefSeq and is a predicted model, not a curated record. Gene Ontology annotation, cellular component: alpha DNA polymerase:primase complex. Gene Ontology annotation, biological process: DNA replication initiation. The transcript is spliced from 5 exons. NCBI's taxonomy places the organism in Eukaryota, Metazoa, Chordata, Aves, Passeriformes, Acanthisittidae. The annotation marks the transcript as partial.